CUUUCUUUUUUUUUUAAACUGUUAAACUAAUCAAUUUACUCUAGAUGUAGACCCUAGUUUUGAGUUAAAAAAGUAGAAAUCUAGAUCUAUAUUCUAAAUCUAAUAUUCGGGCCUCAGAAAUUCAAGUGAAACGAUGUGGAAAGAAUUAUUCUAGAUCUAGAAUAUUUAUAUUAAAAUUAUAUUUAUAAAUCUAAGUAAAACAAUCAAGAUUAAACAUCAAGAAAAAAACACUGCAGGAAUGGCUGGAGCAGAACAUGAUUUUGUAGUUUACAGGCGAGGAGAGGAUUCUGAAUCAGGUGCUUGGGAUGAUACUGUACUGAUUAAAGCUUAUGACAAUGCUGUCUCCGCAAUGAAAGCUAAAUUGGCUGAGCAGCAUCCAGAGUUCUCAUCAUCUCAGAUUAAUGUCAAGUCCCAGAAAAAGAAAAAUAGCAAAUCCAAAUCUAAGAAAAAACAGAAACAACAUCAAGCUAGUUGGAAAGUUGGGGACGUAUGCCAGGCCAUUUAUUCAGCAGAUGGUGAACUCUAUGAGGCUAAAAUCUUAUCAAUCGACAAUGAAAACAAAACAUGCGUUCUUCAAUAUGUUGAUUAUGGCAAUGAGGAAGAACAAAGUUUGUCAGAUCUUUUACCUGUUGCAAUCGCAGCGUCAUCUCAAGAACAGCAAACAGAUACUGCAAGUGAGACAGAAAGUCUGAGGAGGCUUCCUAAUAUGCAGGAAUCUCAUACAGGAAAACAAAAGAAGAAGAGGUCAGCAUUAAAUCAUCAUCACCAUCCACCACAUGCACCAAAAUGGCCUUGGGGUGCAGGUUUCUCACAGAUGCCACCACCAGGAGCAGUUCCGCCAUAUAUUCCACAUUCUUUUCCACCAUUUCAACCACCUCACUCAUUUCCUGGGUUCCAUGGACCAGGCUCAACAGCAUCUGUUCCCCCUUACCAACCAACUCCUUUUCCUGGUUUUCCAACACCUGGGCCAACUUCAUCAGCUCCACCGAUAUUUCCUUGUGUUCCACCUCCACCCCCUCUCUUCACUGAGCGAGGUUCUGGAGAUGAAAAUGAAGCAUUAUACAGUAUGUUGAUAUCCUGGUACAUGAGUGGCUAUCACACUGGAUACUUUCAGGGUCUGAGACAGUCUCCUCAAAAUAGUCCAGGGCACAGAACUCACAGAUGAUCUUUUAUGCUUACCAACAAUUGAUUUUUUUUGUUUAUUAGUACCAUUCUAAUAUUUUUAAACAAAAUUGUUUAUGUUUGUUAAUUAUCGGGCAUUUCCUUUUAAUUUUGUUUAUCAUGAAUUUGUGUUCAAUUUGCUUACAAUAAACCAAUGAAUGUUUUCUACAGAAA
Molecule: messenger RNA, 1335 nt
Organism: Biomphalaria glabrata
Lineage: Eukaryota; Metazoa; Mollusca; Gastropoda; Planorbidae
Product: survival motor neuron protein 1-like
Exons: 10
Coding region: 239-1165 (308 amino acids)
Biological process (GO): mRNA processing
Cellular component (GO): cytoplasm; nucleus
Molecular function (GO): RNA binding
Source: RefSeq, a predicted model, not a curated record